AUGACGGCGGCGCCACCACCCCACGGUGGUGGUUCGGUUCGAUCCUUUAGUGGGUUUCGAAGCCCAAAGGACAAGGAAUGCAAUGGUGGUGAUGGUGCUUUGGUGGGGCUAGAUCGGUGCAGGUGGUGGUCGAAUGUGUCUGUUGCAAAGGUCGGGGACAGACGGGGACUGAAGGGUGACGAAUGGAGUAUUCUUGGAUCUGUGGGGUUAUUUCCAUCGAAGAAGACAAAAAUUCAGAUACUUAAAGAUGUCAGUAGAAGAGUCAAACCUUCCAGGAUGACUCUACUUCUAGGCCCUCCUGGAGCACGGAAAAUGACCUUGUUGCUAGCGCUAGCAGGAAAGCUUGAUCAAGAUUUGAGGGUCUGGCUUGAUUUUUAAUUUAUAAUCAAUUUUAGUUAUUAAUUGCUUACUUUUACACAUAUUACUUUUUCUGUUUAUUAAUUCUAAACAGAAAAUCUAGUGUUGAAAGGAUUUCAAUAUUGACAAUGAGGCUGGUGGAGUUGGUAAAGAAAUUAUAAAAAGUUUUACUGCCACUGUUAGU
Humulus lupulus (European hop) is the source of this 541-nucleotide messenger RNA. RefSeq lists its product as uncharacterized. The coding region runs from base 1 to 378 and encodes 125 amino acids. The record is from RefSeq and is a predicted model, not a curated record. The transcript has 4 exons. NCBI's taxonomy places the organism in Eukaryota, Viridiplantae, Streptophyta, Magnoliopsida, Rosales, Cannabaceae.